This is a messenger RNA of Phoenix dactylifera (date palm), 2023 nucleotides long. The record is from RefSeq and is a predicted model, not a curated record. NCBI's taxonomy places the organism in Eukaryota, Viridiplantae, Streptophyta, Magnoliopsida, Arecales, Arecaceae.
GUAGAACUAAUUGUUGGACAACCUUAUCGAAACAUGCUUGCUUUUGCAUCUACACGCUCAUAUUUCUUUCUUGGAGAUUCGUUGAGGAAAUUGUCAGUAUCUAGGAUUGCUGGAUUCCACAAAACCGCUUGGCUCAGAAGUAGAUCUGAGGGUGAAAGUGGUCCACUUACCCUUUCAAGUCUUGGGUUGAAAUGUGAAGUUGAUUCCAGGAAGAAAGAUAAUUUUGUUGAUCUUGGCAGUUUGAAUUCAGCGACAAAAAUUUCUUCAGGUAGAGUUAAAGCAGUCAGGAAUAGCUUGUCUAAGGCAGUGGGAACAAAAAAUACUCUAAAAAUAGAUGAAGCCCUCUUCUCUGCCAAGACAUUUGGUGAGCUUGGACUGUCACCUCUGCUGAUUGAUCGGUUAGAGAAAGAAGGUCUGACUGUUCCAACUGAUGUGCAGUCUGCUGCUAUUCCUACCAUUUUACAGAAACAUGAUGUUGUCGUUCAGUCGUAUACUGGAUCUGGAAAGACGCUGGCUUACCUUCUCCCCAUACUCUCUGAGGUAGGCCCACUGAAGAAGCCUGUGGAUGGAAACCUUUCUGACCUGAAGCCAGGCAUAGAAGCAGUCAUCAUUGCUCCUUCAAGGGAGCUAGGAAUGCAGAUAGUAAGAGAGGUGGAGAAACUGUUGGGCCCUGCAGAUAAGAAGCUUGUUCAGCAACUUGUUGGGGGUGCAAACCGUUCGAGACAAGAAGAAGCUCUGAAGAAGAAUAAGCCUGCCAUUAUUGUUGGGACACCAGGGCGUAUUGCAGAGGUCUCAGCAGCUGGGAAGCUUCGUACGCAUGGCUGUCGUUUCCUGGUACUCGAUGAAGUUGACCAACUUUUAUCAUUCAAUUACCGGGAGGAUAUGCACAGAAUACUGGAGCAUGUUGGCAGGAGGUCUAGUGCUAAACCAACUGAUAUACUAGGCCCACUUGCCAGGCGGUCUGAACGGCAGACGAUCCUGGUGUCAGCAACAGUACCAUUUUCAGUUAUACGAGCAGCUAGGAGCUGGGGACGAGAUCCUCUUCUUGUCAGGGCUAAGAGUGUAGGACCUCUUGAUUCAAUUUCUGUUCCACAACCUACCUCUUUUGCAUCCAGUUCUGAUGUUACCUCGAGCUCAGGCUCAACAACUCAAGGAGUAGCUGAUAGCUUACCGCCUGCCUUAAAACAUUACUACUGUGUUUCCAAGGUUCAACACAAAGUUGACAUGUUAAGGAGGUGUGUUCAUGCCUUGAAUGCAAAGACAGUGAUUGCUUUUAUGAACCACACCAAGCCUCUAAAGGAUGUUGUGUUUAAGCUUGAGGCUCGUGGGAUGAAGGCUGCUGAGCUGCAUGGUGAUCUCGGUAAACUUGCAAGAUCAACAACUCUAAAGAAAUUCAAGGAUGGUGAACUGAGAGUUUUGGUGACAAAUGAGUUGUCCGCAAGAGGACUUGAUGUACCUGAAUGCGAUCUUGUGGUGAAUUUGGAUCUUCCAACAGACUCAAUCCACUAUGCCCAUCGAGCAGGUCGAACUGGUCGACUUGGUCGAAAGGGAAGUGUGGUCACAAUAUGUGAAGAGCCUGAGGUUUUUGUUGUGAAAAAGUUGCGGAGGCAGCUUGGUGUAGAUGUCCAGCAGUGUGACCUUACAGAGGGUAAACUUAAUGUAUGCAAAGAGGAAGAAGUGGAGAAGUUAGCAGAGGCGAUGAGGAACACUUCAUAAUGAAGCAUUGCUUUCAAUACUCCGGGAGAUUUCACUCUCAUUAUAAAAUAAUUUUCAUCUUAUUGAAAAUUUCUUAUACAGAAUCACUUUUCAAUAAAGGAAGUAUUGCUUCAGUUUUCUGAGACUCUAGUCUAAUUUAAUAUUGGAGCACCGCUCCGUUGAUGAAGCAUGGCUUCAAGUUUUAUGAGAUUUUGGUCUCAUUCCAAAGAUAUUAUAUUCUUAUGGAAAUUUCCUAUAUAGGAGCAUCACUCUAUAUAUGAAAUAUGACUUGAAAUUUUAAUGAGAUUUUACACUCACUUUGUCAUAA